AUGCUAACGCCGGCAACGCUACUAACCUGCGGCUUCCGCGCCUCGAGGAGCUGGAGGGGGCUGUUUAAGUUCGACCAGGUACUGUCCGGCAAGCGCCCGCCGCCCGCCGACGGCCCGGCCGGUAUUGCCGCCGCGUGCAAGAGGGCCAGGGUCCGACAGCGGCCGUAUGCGGGCGAGGACGACAUACUGGCCGCCGCCCGAUACAUAUACCGCGACCCCAAGCUCGAGUUCCGCACGCCCGGCCAGCGCGCUGCGGCUAUGGCUAUGCUAGCGCCGGACUUGCCGGAUCAGCUUAUCGUCGUACUCGGCACCGGCUCCGGCAAGAGCCUACUGUUUAUAGUCGGUACGUUAGUGCAGGACGCCGGGGUAACGAUUGUAGUCAUACCCCAGGUGGCCCUGCGCGGUAACGUACAGUUGCGCCUGCGGGGUAAUCUUAAAAUGUAG
Messenger RNA from Drechmeria coniospora, 444 nucleotides. RefSeq lists its product as uncharacterized. The record is from RefSeq and is a predicted model, not a curated record. Bases 1 to 444 code for a protein of 147 amino acids. NCBI's taxonomy places the organism in Eukaryota, Fungi, Ascomycota, Sordariomycetes, Hypocreales, Ophiocordycipitaceae. The transcript has a single exon.